Molecule: messenger RNA, 2646 nt
Organism: Orbilia oligospora ATCC 24927
Lineage: Eukaryota; Fungi; Ascomycota; Orbiliomycetes; Orbiliales; Orbiliaceae
Exons: 1
Coding region: 1-2646 (881 amino acids)
Source: RefSeq, a predicted model, not a curated record
AUGCGUCUCCUCACCUUUCUCGGGGUUCUUCCCCUUGUCUCCCUCGUCACUGGCCGACCUUACUUCAUCGGCCGUGACCAAAAGCUUUCCGACUUGGAUAUCGUCGUUGGAUAUCCCGUCUCUGUUCCCGAGACGUUAAGCCUUAUGGAACAAACCACAAGCGCAGUCUCUGCUCCCGAGACUUUAAGCCUUUUGGAGAAGUCAACAGUCUCUGCUCCCGAGACUUUAAGCCUUUUGGAGAAGUCAACAGUCUCUGCUCCCGAGACUCUAAGCCUUUUGGAGUUAACGACAGUCUCUUCUCCCGAGACUUUAAGCCGUAUGGAGAUUACAAAUGUCUCUACUCCCGAGACUUUAAACCUUGUGGAGAUAAUUACGACCCGGGAUGGGAAUAUCCUUUCCCCAGUUGACGUCAGGGCGGCCCUGACCAUCCCGGUCAAUAUGACCGUGGAUGAGUCUGAAACCCUGGCGGCUCUGCCCACUAGGUCGAGAGGCGCGGAAACCGCCUCGAUGACUUCGGUGACGAGUACGCACGUCGCCAAGUCAGUUUCCACGGCGAGCGACACCCGGCCCAGCUCCACGGCCAGGGUAGGGCCUUUCCAGCCCCAGCUCCUCCUCACCACGACCCCGUAUAGGGAGGCGAUCCCACGUACCCCAUCGCCAACCUAUACGGGGGUCUCGCCCUACUCCCUGUGGAAUGGAAAGUCCCUACCCAUUUCACUCCCGUUUGUCUCCGCCCGGGUCACAACCUCUGGCGUCCUUGUCGAGCCCACGUCGCCAUCACCAGCUUCCACUCUUCUUCAUUCAACAAGCUGGGCAGAGUUUGCCAGACUUCUUACUGUUUCUCAGUUUACCAUUACUUUGGAUCAACAUAAACGAACUCCUUCUACUACGAGCGGUAGUUCUGACUCCUCCCGACCAACUGCCGUAGGCUCUAGAUCUCCUACCACUACAGGCAUGGCCAGUGUCGAGCUUGGUUCGUAUAAUACACGGAUUAUUUCCUCUCCACAAAUUACCAACCCACCUGUCACUACCAUCCUCGUUCAGCUCACACCAUCCACCUUGAUAAGGCAACGUCGUUCGGCUGCUACUUCUGAGCCAGGACCAUUAUUCCUUGAAUGGACUCCCGAUUUCGGAGUUACGGACCUCGGAUUAAAAACUAAUCCUAUCAUGCUUGAAUUAAGGGCACCUUCAUACGUCAGCGAACAUUAUUACACAGCCCAGAUCCCGGAUGAAUCUGAGGCAAGUUGCACGACAGGACGUGAUCCUGGUAUUGGUCCUUCACCUUUCUCGGCCUCAUACACUACUAUAGAGCCACAUUGGUCAGAUCCAUACUUCCGGGAGCCAAUUACCCUUUCUUCUCGUCAAGUUACAUCGGUUACACUUUUCCCUUGCCCCCAUGACCCGUCCUCGGACAGGCUUUGCAUAGGACCACCCACUUCUUGCACCUCUGCUACUCUUAAAACAGAGCAUCAUGUCCGCACACCCAGUCCAGCUGAAGUAUCACUGGUCCUUCCAACCCCUACAAGGGAACCAAUGAGCUCUAUAACAUUUUUACAUAUUGAUCUAUCCCUCCCGGAGAAUGGUGGUCAUAUGAUGGGAAUACGCGAACCCAUGGAGAACACCGAAAGACAUUCGACCCUUCCUCCAAGCCCAAUGAUGCCUUGGGAUUCUGAUUGGUUCGAAAUGCUUUCGCAUAUUCCAGUCACCCAUACUCCUACUACUAAUCAUCAUAACGCUAUACCUAAGGCGUCCACAGCAGUACAGCCGAUGAAUGACACCAUUACCUCCCUGCCAUCAUGGUAUAAUGGGCCUGUGGCCACUCUUACGACUAUUACUACUCGUCGUCAAGAGAUUUGGGCAUCCACUUGGAUCGCUCCGAUUCCUGUUAAAACGCAGACUCCAUCCAGCUCUAUGAGCAAGUAUACACGCAGAAGAAUGCCACCACAGCCUCGGAGUACCCGCUCAACCACGAUCAAUGGAUACACAUCAUUCCUCGUAGACCAUCAAGCAAGCACGGAGACUAAACUCCUCGGUGCUCUGAUCAAGUUCAGCACUAUUACUUUACCUCUUUUUGAUGGCCGACACUCCACUUUGACUGUCUGCGAACCUUCCGUGACGAGAAAUCCUUAUGAGAAUCUCACACAUAUUAAGAUGACUCCCGAGGACAUAGAAUACAUCAUGGCCAGGCAACUACCAAAACCGGUCAAUACAGACCCAAGAGCUGGGUACGGAGAACUUAUUCUUCCAGCCGCAUCAGUACCAGCGUCCAGGCCUCUGUCUCUACCCUCCAUCAGUAACAUUAAUGUUAACAAUAUUCGUCUCAACACCGCUACCUCCAUCGUCUGUUCGGAGUCUACAUGGGCAGUCCUCAUUGUUUUCAUGGUUCUCUUCCCCAUUACUUUCACCAUUGUCAUGACUGAGCUCUUGAUUCGCCAUAUCUGGUUCCGUGGUGUUCCUGAGGAUAUCAAGAUCAGGCUUUUGGCUGAUAAGAGAUACCGGGGGUAUGAAAGAAUGAUCGGAGUCGGUAUUAUCGCAACAGUUUCUGUCCUCAUUGGUGUUUUGGUAGCAUGUUAUCUCCGAAACGGAAUGUGCGAAGACAUCAAGGUAUACGAAGACCUCGCUAGUGCUGGACAGAGACAAUUCUGA